AUGUUUACAGUGUUUCAGAAGCCCAUCCGUCCUCCUCCUCCGGACCGCCGAUUCGUUCGCUGCACUUGUGACCGCCUAAUCAUGGUUUCGGUCGACAUGACAGAUUUGAUCUGUCCACGCUGUCAUUUAUUAUUGGUGUUACCAGCAGGCCACUUGCAUACCACCGUGAUUUCCAAUCGGCCGCGCAGUGCUCCAGUGAGAGGAGAGUGUGACUUCCUGUGGUCUUCCUCCAAUCAUAGUCAGAACUCAAAAUCUGAAAUGCCGUUUGACGCUGAGGAGAAGGCAACAGUUGAUAAGUUGUCUGGCCAUUCUCACUACAAUGUAGCUGACUGGCUCGCUCGCAUGAAGUCUCUUAGGUUGGCAAAGGAGCGGUCUUCCAUUAAUCACUUUUGGUCGCCUCCGGAUAGGGUGAGGAGCUUCAGUGAUAAGGCGCCAGCUGGAGGUAAGUGGGUGAAUUGGAAUACAAAAAGAAGUGAGGAUCUAUGA
Molecule: messenger RNA, 486 nt
Organism: Protopolystoma xenopodis
Lineage: Eukaryota; Metazoa; Platyhelminthes; Monogenea; Polystomatidea; Polystomatidae
Source: the annotation of a GenBank genome assembly